GUUUUGGCGACGGGACAGUGGUCGUUCGGAACACCGUCCUGCACUUCCUCGGAGAUUGCUGAGGAGGACAUGGCCUUUUUCAGCCCGCGUGCCUCGUCGUCGGCGCCGGCGCUGCCGCUGCCGCCCCCGGGUUUGGAGAAACCGAUUGGCGAGCCGCCGUCGUCGAGUUGUGCCGAGUACCACACCACCGUGCUGUUCCGCAACGUGCCCUACGUUUUCACGCGAGACACGUUCGUGGAGCUGCUGAACUCGCAAGGCUUCCAAGGGAAGUUUGACCUGGUGUACGUGCCUAUGGACUUCAAGACGAACCGGGAAGCCUCGGGCUGGGGUCUCACUGUGGCGGCCCCCGGAGGCCAUGCGCUGCUGGAUUACUGCGGCCCCACAGUCACCAACGUCAGCGACCCUUGCUACAUCGGGGCCACACAGCACUCCAACAACGUCGGAGAGCUCAGCGCCCUCUUCUUCGGCCUCUCGUGGUUGCGGGGCCACUUGAGCACUGCCGCGCGGCAGCCGGCCAAGGCGAUCAUUGAGUACGACUCGGAGUACGCGGCCGGUGUCAUUCAGCGGCGGACCCGGGCACGGCAGAAUCUCACGCUCGUGCUGAGAGCCCGCCACAUCUACGACCAGAUCUCUUCUUCCAUCGAAUGGCGCAAGGUGGAAUCCCACACGGGCCAGUUCUUGAACGAGAGAGCGGACCAUCUCGCCAAUUGCGGUGCGAGUGGCAUGUACUGCGGGCUGCCGGAUGCGACCCGGUGGGCCCAAGAUACUUCAGGCUGACCUUCUGCAGCACGAGCAGGCAGCCCCAGAACUUUCCCAUUGCAUUUUAUUUCAUUCUUUGGUGAAUUGUUCAAUUGGUGGUUUGCGACGUGCUCAAUGCUGUAUGUUAUGGGCUAAUUCAACACUUGUGGCUCAAACUGUUGUUUCACCAUCAUCGUCACCUUCUUCUCCUCCUUCUUCCUCUUCGUCAUCAAGUGACUCGGAGGGAGCAGCCGGCUCGCCCCGGCGUUGUGUACUGCCAGCAGAUGCUCGUCACGCGGUCUACCCAUACUGUGGGAAUGUUGUAAGAGCAUGUUGUUCGUCUGAUCUAUGGUGUCAGAGGAAUUGUCUGUGGCCUUGCUGCUCUUCGCAGCUGGGCAUGCUCAACGAGCGACAAUUGGUUUUCUGCGGUCAGGAAGCCCCUGAUCUUUGUCAUUUUAUGCGUUUGUGAACGCGGUGGACGCUGAGGUCGCCCUCUGUCUCUUUGUCACGUUCCAGGGCUUCCAGGCGUGGCCCAAGAGGAGCUCGAAACCGUGCAACGUGUCCUGGAGUUGCCGUCAGGGCCUCGAGAGCAACGUCCGAACUUACCGCAGCCUCCCGGUGAUGCAGGCGCACGUCCCCGACGCCUGGAAGCCGGCCGUCUUCUCGAAGGGCAGCGAGGUGCCCUUCCCCGCGCCCACGGGGAAAUUCAGGCGCAACCGAAAGAUCCUCCACUGCGAUGGCGAGGCGCCGCGGAUCUGAGAGGUGCGCAGUGUGUAUGACCAACGGUGGAAUGCGCAGUGAAGCUUUUCAUCAUGAAGCAUUGCAACACAAAGCAUGGUGUCGCACAGCGGCGCAGAACACAACACCGCACAGCAUGUCAUGGCAUGGUGCAAGGUAUUUGUUGGAGGGUAAGUGAAUCGUCUUCGAGAGGUCUGAGCCGUUCUAGAGUCGUGGCUCCAUGUCUAGCUCCUUGGGCUCCCCGAAAAGCUCCACACAAGGCUGGGCUGAUGGAGAGCACCUGCUGGCUCUGCUUCCAAAAUCGCUUUCUCAAAACAGGAACAUGGCUCCCGCUUGAUACUUCCUGAAA
Molecule: messenger RNA, 1825 nt
Organism: Prorocentrum cordatum
Lineage: Eukaryota; Dinophyceae; Prorocentrales; Prorocentraceae
Source: the annotation of a GenBank genome assembly